AUGCCUUACCAUAAGCAAGAAGCUCAUCGCGCCCUGGAGUUGUUGGAAGACUAUCACGCCAAACUGACGCGACCACAAGAUCGCCAACUUCGCCAGGCAAUCGAGCGAGUCAUCAGAAUCUUCAAAUCCAAGCUGUUCCAGGCAUUGCUAGACAUACAGGAGUACUACGAAACUACUCUACUAGACGAAGGGAAGAGUUCGCAGCAGAAAACCCGCGAAACGUUGGAGGUCGCCCAUCGAUGGGAAAGCAAUGACCUCCUCUACCCUACAGCACUCAUCGGAUCCGAGUUCAAGAAGAAAGAAUACUACGGCGCUUGUCUGGACGAUGACGAUUUGGGCGAAGUCGCCGGCGGAGACCUCCUGAUACCAUUGGAUCAUUCAUUGCCUCCGUCGCGCAAUGCAACUCUCGCGAGGCUGUACCAUUCAGCGAAUCACAUCCUCAACGCCGAGUCGCCAGACAAGGCCCAGAGCCCGAGUAUCCUCGGCAACGGAGAUGGAGAUCUCGACGAAGCAUCUCAGCGAUACGGGGUAAGUAGGUACCUGGCCAAUCACGAAGCAAUCUUACAGAACGUAUCGGGAGCCGAGGUACCAGUGGACUGGGAGUUUGAAGAGAUAACUCUGGAACGAGGAAGUGCUGGUCUAGGGUUCAGCAUCGCGGGAGGUACUGACAAUCCUCACGUGGGCGACGAUCCAUCGAUUUACAUUACCAAGAUCAUUGUCGGAGGAGCAGCUGCAGCCGAUGGAAGACUACAGGUGAACGACAUCAUUCUCAGAGUGAACGACGUCGACUUUGUAGAUGUACCUCAUAGGAUCGCCGUCGACGCGCUGAAAAGAGCCGGUAACUCAGUCCACCUGCUGGUCAAGCGAGCGACCAAAGAGCCGCCCGGAGUAGUUGAAAUCGAGUUGCAGAAGGGAACCCGAGGCCUCGGCUUCAGUAUCGCCGGGGGAAUAGGCAACCAGCAUAUCUCGGGAGACAACGGCAUAUAUGUCACUAAGAUCAGUGAGAACGGGGCAGCGUACCACGACAGGAGAUUACAGGUGGGCGAUAAGCUUAUUGCGGUGGACUCAGUGAAUCUCGAGACAGUAUCGCACGAAGAUGCUGUGGCCACGCUAAAAGCCACUGGUGAACACGUGUUGCUCACGGUUGCCAAAACAUCUCAUCAUCUCCCUCCACCCCCACCUGUGCCUCAAGAUGUGAGAGCGAACAUUGCCGCCGGCGUAAUCGACGAUUUGAGUGACACCAACAUCUCAUCUACCUCCAAAGCAGCCAGCGACGAUCAGCCACAAGGAGACGACCGCGAGAAAACGUGAAACGAAAUGGGUCGCAACAGAAGCGCCACAGAGGACAUGAAUGGCAACAAGAAGAGAUCACGCUCAAAAUCUCGUGAGAGGAAUUCGAACACGGGCAGAGAAACUCGGAAAGUCGUUCUGAGCAAAGGAGCCAGUGGACUCGGCUUCAACAUCGUUGGUGGAGAAGACGGUGAAGGGAUUUUCAUCUCAUUCAUCCUCGCGGGAGGAGCUGCCGAUCUGAGUGGUCAGCUCCGAAGAGGAGAUCAGAUUCUCGCCGUGAACAACAUCGACCUUCGACAAGCAACUCAUGAACAAGCAGCGCAGGCGCUCAAAGGGGCGGGUCACACCGUGACCAUGACAGUUCAGUUCAGACCUGACGAGUACAAUCGGUUCGAGGCAAAGAUUAACGAGCUACGAGAGCAGAUGCUGAAUAAUUCGGGCGCAGGGAGCAUCAGGACCUCUCAGAAGAGGUCGCUGUACGUCAAAGCACUUUUCGAUUACGAGCCGCAGAGAGACAGUGGACUUCCAUCUAGAGGCCUAUCAUUUCGUUUUGGAGACAUCCUUCACGUGACGAAUGCAAGCGAUGACGAGUGGUGGCAGGCGCGAAGAGUCCUCCCUCCUGGAGUCGAGGACGUCGUGGGAAUCGUUCCGUCGAAACGUCGAGUGGAACGUCGGGAAAGGGCCCGUCUCAAGACAGUCAAAUUCCAGGGAGGAGGACUCGGUCACUACUCCGGAGGGUCGGGAGGAACGUUGGACAGAAAGAAAAAGAACUUUUCAUUCAGCCGCAAGUUCCCCUUCAUGAAGAGCCGGGAUGGCGGUGACCUCGACUUCGACGGUAGCCACGAUGGCAGCAACCAGGACAACACCACUGCAAUUUCAUCUGACAGUGAAGCUUCGUCGGUCGGCUGUCGAGAACGCGGUGAAGUUGAGACCGUGCUCAGUUACGAAGCUGUUGAAGAAACUCCCGUCAACUACGUCCGGCCUGUCGUCAUCCUGGGUCCUCUCAAGGAUAGAAUAAAUGAUGACCUCAUCUCCGAAUACCCGAACCUUUUCGCGUCGUGUGUACCUCAUACCACCCGGCCGCAGCGAGAUUAUGAAGUUAACGGUCGAGAUUAUCACUUCGUGGCCUCACGAGAGCAGAUGGAGCGGGAAAUUCAACAGCAUAACUUCAUUGAGGCGGGACAAUACAACGACAACUUGUACGGAACGUCAGUCGCCGCUGUGCGUUUAGUCGCAGAGCAGCAGCGGAAGCACUGUAUCCUAGAUGUUUCGGCGAACGCCAUCAAAAGGCUGCAGGUAGCGGGGCUCGAACCAAUUGCAAUUCUCAUCAAGCCGAAAAGUGUCGAGAGCAUCCUCGAGAUGAACCGACGCAUAAGCGAAGAGCAGGCAGCGAAGCUAUAUGAACGGGCCCUCAAGAUUGAACAGGAAUUUAGUGAUGUCCUGACGGCCAACGUGACCGGCGACUCUGCUGAGGAAAUCUACGAGAAGUGCAGAAUCCUCAUAGAGCUCCACUCGGGUAACAAUGCCUGGAUCCCCGCUCCGCAUAAGCUAUAGUGCUGUCCGUGAGCACCACCCUUCCCAUCCAAGUCAUUUAGACGUCACUCUAAGAAAAAGACAUCGCCAGUAGCAGCAUCCACAGCCGCCGAAAGCGCGAAAUAACGAAAAGGAAAAACAUUCGACGACGAAGAGAGCAACAACGGACAAUUCAGGUGGAAGAUCCCGAAUUCUAGAUGAGGGAUGUUUCACUCUUGAUACGGUCCCCGUCUGGGAUCCUCGAGGCCCGCCAAAUCUACUGCCAAUAGAUCUUGUAAACAACACUGCGAAUUGAGCGGAAGAAAUAUGCAUACAUUAGGAGAGAGUUCCCCCUGCUAUUGAAAAAAAUAGAACGAACAUUGUUUUUCGCUACUUUCCGUGAUCAGGAAACGAAAGGCCCUCUCAUGAACAACAAACCUCGAGAGCUUCAAGAGAGCUGUACACUAACUAAUUAUUAUUCUCUGCAAAAGUGAGGUCCACUCGAGGGAAACAAUCUAGUGUAAAAAUUGACUCGUAUUAUAAAUCACGAUCGAGGAGCACUGUCGGGGGAACAUUUCUAGUGCGAAUCACGCACCUCACCUGAUAUCGGCCGAAAUUGUGCGUGACUGAGUACGGUAUCCUUAUAAUUCAUUGUUGUAUCCGAAUGGGAGAUCAACUACCCUGCGGAGCAUACUAGUCAGUGGGCCCGGAGGAUCCGACGGAGGUUUUCUCGGACAAAAUUCGGAACUCAGAGUUUCCCUGAGAAUGAAUUGAAUUCGGACGGAGUCAUACAAUUGUCUUGAACCGGGUCUGAUUAUUAAUUUCGGAUCAUCGGAUGUUAUGUAGUGAGUAGUAGCAAUUGUGUCGUCA
This is a messenger RNA of Galendromus occidentalis (western predatory mite), 3672 nucleotides long. RefSeq names its product MAGUK family member discs large 1 (gene dlg1). The transcript has 17 exons. Lineage: Eukaryota; Metazoa; Arthropoda; Arachnida; Mesostigmata; Phytoseiidae. Gene Ontology annotation, biological process: cell-cell adhesion; receptor localization to synapse; embryo development. Gene Ontology annotation, cellular component: neuromuscular junction; neuron projection; basolateral plasma membrane. Gene Ontology annotation, molecular function: protein kinase binding. The record is from RefSeq and is a predicted model, not a curated record.